CUUGGUCUUGCAUCUCUCAAGCAGACGAACAACUUUAUAUAGAACAACACUUGAUCCCGUGAUCAGAUGUCAGGCUAUACGAAGUUGGCAACUUUCAUGGUUGAGAAACACCAUCCUAUUUUGAAGAAGUAUCAAAGCCUCGCCGUUCGGGAUCUCUUGUAUUUGCAAGCUGAGCUCUCCGAGUUGGAGUUCAGACAUAAUUCCAUCGUUAAGAAAGAUGCUCUCGAGGAAGACGAACGACAGUAUUACGACCGGGACUGGAUCCAUCUAAAGACCUCUCUCGAAAGAGGCUUUGGUGGCGAGCAAUGGGAGCUUGCCCUCGCCAUCAGGCAGAAGUUGCGAGAGUACUAUGCAGCUGUAUCGCAAUACUCCCAGAUAGCCUCUCUUCGGCAGCCAAAGCCUUCUGAGCGCUCCGUGCUUCAUGAAUGGAUUACGAGCACGCGCGGCGGUGCUUGUGGUUUCCUCGGCCGCGAUCUUGGAGGGUUUCAGCCGCAGCAGCCGUCCGUCUAUGAAGCCAUUCACGAGAAGGAUCUUGCUAUCCUUUCAGAUCGCCGUGGCGAAGAGGAUUUGUUUACAGAAUUCAUCGAAGGUCCUGUGAUGAGAUUAUACCAUCGGUUUCGCCAGCACUCAAAAGCACCUGUUUCGCGUGAUCUGGAAAAUCCAGCUGUGGCUGAGAAUCGAAGUAACUGGCAUCACUACGACGAUAGUAAAAUAGAAAGAGUUACUAAGGUACUGGGAACAAUAUUUUCCUCGUUAGCACCGUUAGUAUCCAUUAUCGUGUUAUCUUUCAUCAACAAUUUGAAGAUAAGGCUUGGUCUCGUUUGUGUAUUUACAUUCUUGUUUUCUGGUUGUCUGGCUAUUGCUACGCAGGCACGGCGGGUAGAAGUCUUUGCUGCAACAGCUGCUUUCGCAAGCGUUCAGGUUGUUUUCAUUGGAAGUUCUAAUUCUAUUAUAUAAGGAUGGAUUCCUCAAGAAAUUAUAAAACAUUAAGACAACUUCCCAAACAUAUAUUAGC
This is a messenger RNA of Hyaloscypha bicolor E, 1015 nucleotides long. RefSeq lists its product as uncharacterized. Bases 67 to 957 code for a protein of 296 amino acids. Lineage: Eukaryota; Fungi; Ascomycota; Leotiomycetes; Helotiales; Hyaloscyphaceae. The transcript is spliced from 4 exons. The record is from RefSeq and is a predicted model, not a curated record.